CACAGCAUUAGAACACACAGCCUGAACCAACAAGCCACAUGCUUUCUACUUUUCCAUAGUCAACGUAGUAAGUUUAGUUUGUUUUAGUGGUGCAAGAAUUAGAAUGAACAAGCCCAAAAUUGUCAGACCAGAGGAGAGUCAGCCAGCACAUGCGCUGUGGUUUGACAGAAAGAAAUAUGUCACCAUCAACUUCAAGGUUCAGAAACCUAAAGAUGUUCAGGUUGAUAUCCAGUCAGACAAACUGAUUUUAUGCUGCAAAAAUGACACAGAUGACGUGUACUACAAUGAGCUGUACUUCUACGACAAAGUCCAAAUCCAUGACUCCAGAGAAAGAGUGUAUGACCGCACCAUCAAUGUGUUGCUGAGGAAGAUGAAGCCUGAUUACGCAUGGCCUCGUCUCCAGAAGGAUGCUGCUAAGGCCAGUUGGAUUUCUGUGGACUUUGAUAACUGGAGAGACUGGGAGCAUGAAGAGGAUGAGGGAAAGGAAGAGUACGAUAGAUACAUGGACAUGAUCUCAGAGAUGGCUACCGGCAAUAAAGGAGAAACACCGGAUAUGGGUGAUCUCAGUGAUUCUGACUGAGACUCACUGCCUCCUCCUCUGUGUUCACUGAAACUUGUAAUAUUUGCUGAUGAUCUGAUGUGUUACUGUCCAAAAUACUGUUUUAUGUAAUAUUUUCUAUGAGAUUAUUUAUUGACAUAUUUUUGUGCCCUGUACGCUGACGUAUCAUCGCCAGUUUUAAUAAAAUACAUUUUAUCAACCAUGAUUUGGUGCUAUAGUGCUUGGGGUAAUAUAUUUUAUGUUAACAGGUCAGUGAAUAAAAGGUUUAGUGACAAUUGAAGAACAUUUCUCUUAGUUUCAUCAACUCCAGAAGGUGGCAGUGAUUCAGCAGUAAGGAUGCUGCCCCCUUUCAUUCAUUCCUCAUUUUAUUCUAUGUGCAGAUGUGUUAAUGCACUGACAACUCAUUUAAUUACAAGAAAUGCUUUAAAUGCUCAUGAUACAUCAGCAGAUUAUAUUUCAUUUAUAUAACAGUGAGUCAUGGUUAAUGAUGUUUUAAACCACUUUAGUGGAUGGUGAUGGUUUGAUGUACCCCAGGUUUGAUCAUUUUAUAUACACUGUAUUUUGUAGUAGCUUGUGUAAUAAGUUCUAGCACGUGUUCAUAUUAUAUAUUAAUACAUGUCUUGCAUGUUUUAUGAACGUUGUCCUAAAACAAAAUUAUAUCUCUGAACAAUAAAAAGUAUAAAC
Messenger RNA from Seriola dumerili (greater amberjack), 1243 nucleotides. RefSeq names its product putative protein PTGES3L (gene ptges3l). Gene Ontology annotation, cellular component: cytosol; nucleus. Gene Ontology annotation, biological process: protein folding; chaperone-mediated protein complex assembly. Lineage: Eukaryota; Metazoa; Chordata; Actinopteri; Carangiformes; Carangidae. The record is from RefSeq and is a predicted model, not a curated record. Bases 104 to 580 code for a protein of 158 amino acids. The transcript has 7 exons. Gene Ontology annotation, molecular function: Hsp90 protein binding; protein-folding chaperone binding.